AUGAGUGUGAGUUUGGUGUACUAUGCUGUAUCCUACGGUUCAGUUGAUCUUGGUUGGAAUCCUUAUCUGACUUUUGCUUUGACUGGUGUUAUUGAAUUUCCUUCAAAUUUUGGUGCCGUCUGGGCGGCAGAUAGGUACAGUGUUAAAUGUUUAUGUUCGUGACCACAUAACUCAUAAGGUCGAUUUCCAUUUCACCCGUAUGGUAUAUCGUAGCAUUUUCUGUUGUGUAACUAAUUUUCUGUUGUGUCAUAAUAAUAUACAUAAAAUAUACUCGACUGUGAUUGAUUGAUUGAUUUCAGUGCAGUUAAUCUCAAAUAACAGCAGUGCAAAAUUUGUAAUCACAGUGCAAUAUUUUUUUAUCACUGUGCAAUUUUUGUAAUCACAGUGCAAUUUUCUGUUAUCACAGUACAAAAAUCUGUAACAAACUGAUCUGAUUGGUGGAAAACAAUAUCAACAAUUCAGUUUAAAGCAGUCCUCAAGUAACGGUCACAGAUUGCUUCAAAACAAAACAAACAUGGCGCCGCGCUGCAUAAAGUAAACUAAGUUGACUUCGGGUAGAAAAUAUGGUUUUUAUCUUUUUUCAAAUGGAAAAGCCUUCAUCGUAAUUUAAAAAAUGAGUACCAAAACUUGCAUAGUUGAGUGGAUUUUCAAGCCGUUACCGUUGUAUAUAAUGUGACAUAACAAAGCAGCAAAACUUUGUCAGUGGACGGUUCCGGUAUAAACGUAUGUAUAUUAUUAAUACGUAAUAGGAUGGUUUCUCGUGAAAUUUGGAUAAAACAAACACUCGUGAGUUUUUCAAAGUCCUCAAAUAGCACUGGUCUGCUAUUUUGAUGCUCUACUUUGAUGCUCUGAAAAGUUCACUAGUGUACGUUUUAUCCAAAUUGCACUCGAAACCAUCCUAUUACCUAUUCUUAGUGAAGAAAUCAGAAUAUAGCAUUUUGACAUUUUAAUAGUAUCGACUGACCAGAAAGAGUUGUUUCAAAAACAGACCUAGGCCAAUGUUAGUAUCCUCCUCCACAGCUUCGCGUCGGCAGAAAACAUUGACCUCGGUCUGAAUAUUUAUUCAUUCUUGUAAGCAUAUACUCUGGAGGAGGACAGUGUUUUUCGCGCAAUUUCACUGGUUGCUCAGCUCCGAAUAUCCUUGCAUAAUUCAUUUCCAGACAAAAGCAAGAUGGCUUCCUGCCUCGUUCUGGUUACAGACAAGCACAUUUUUGUACUAAACGAAGGUGCGGCGUCGCCUAACAUAAAGAAAGCCACACAGUUGUGUUAGACAGUGUGUGGAGGUAUUCUUUCGGUGACUGUUUUUGCACUUUUUAUUUUUUACCGACUUCGGUGAAUAAUUUAAAUAUCAUCCAAUAAUUGUUCAUUAUUAAUAAUAUACAAGGUGCAUAUAAUUCAUUUUCCUAUUACAUAUAGGUAUGGUCGAAAGAAAACUACAGUAGUUAAUUUAAUUGCUGCUUCUAUUGCCUCAAUUGUUGCUGUCAUGAUUCCUUCUGAACAAAGUAGAAAAGGUAUACAUUUCACAACAAAUAUUACCACACAUAGCAAAGUGCAGCAUGCAUGUUAGUGUUAUUCACAACUUCGGUCUGAGGUCUCACAUUGGCGGGCACACAAAAGUAUAAUUUAAUGCACUAAUAAUUGUAGUCUGCUUUAUGAAAAUGGAAGGAUCGAACUGCAAUAUCCUCAGUGACAAUUAGACCUCCAAAAUUUGAGUUCAGUCCAAAACACAAUUCAGUUUAGAAUCAGGUGUAAAGGGUAUCAGAACAAUCAUCUUGUUAGAAAACAACUUAUAUAUUGUCCCAAGAAUUUGACCUUAAUGUACGUUCUGAACAGUUAAAAGUUUUACGAACUAUAUGGUAGUUAACUAGUAGUUAAUGAACUCUAAAAUACGCUUUAGUUAACUCUAAAUAACUUUCGCACUAACCGUAUAGUAACUUCAGUAACUUUUUUAAACAACCACCUCCCGGGAACGGGUUGCCUUCGCUUUGUGUCACUUUUGCCAAUCUUUGCUCAUUGAAAUUCGGUUACGUUUCCUGCAGGAUCUGCGAGCAAAACCUGCUGCUAUAAAACUCUUGAAUUUUUUACAUUUUACUCAAGUUGCAAAAUGUGGGGUUCUGCAUGUAAGUUAAAUUAUUUUGGGGUUUCGGGUGGAUUUUGUCGGGCGCGCGCGGUUGGUUUCUUCCGGUUACCCUGGAAAUCCUCUUCCUCAUACGAUAACUGACGAUGGUUGACACUCGUCCCAUGCAGUACUUCAAUAUGAUAAAGACAUCUAAUUCAUUCUUCAGCGUCAAUAAAUACAAUCUUCCGAAUUAUAAUGGCAGUAUUUGCAAAGUUUUUCAUCACCAACGCUUACUCAUGUGUACUUGUUUGGACGGCAGAGAUGUUCCCAACAUUCGUAAGGUUAGUAAUGUUAUUGCAAGUCCAGCUUAAGACAUCAUGCGAAAAGAAACUCAGACUAUUUUAAACAGAGGGGUUUUUCGUCUCCCUGUUUUUGUGUUGUCACACUGAAUAACGUUUUUGUGAUUUCACUAACAGGAACAUGGCUUUAAGCUUUGGUCAAAUGGCUACCAUAGUGGGCUCUAUUUCUGCAAGUUAUGUCAUUUGGCUGGUUAGUAUAAUGUAAUUAAUUUUACUUUGAUGAAAGUAAAUACUUCAUGUAAAUUAGUAUAUUUCAUCCUUUACUCUGACAGAAUUUUGUGUAAGGUACUUGACAUUGGAGCAGUCUUGUUUGGUCCAAAUUAACAGUAAAAUACCAUUGAAAACAAUGUGAAAUAGGUUAAAUAAUAGUAAGACCAGUAAAGACAAUCUUUAUUUUAUGGCAACUGCCCAUACAAAUUGCAGCAUUUCGAUUGAUUCCUCAUGCAUGUACGGAUCGCUGCGACCGCUCGCGAAGAAAAUCUUAACAAUUAUACUCUUUUUCCAGUAAAAAACCCACAAUAAAUAUGAAACCUUGGUAAAUUUUAUUUUGAAAUGACUUAUUAUUCUACUAUUCUAUGUUGCUUACAAGUAUAAAAACGCCUAUUAUAUACUUACUUGCCGCCAUUGUCAUUAAACGGCUUUUUUUGCGUGAAUUAAUAAACCUAUUGAAGCUGCACUCAAUGAAACUCCUCUGUGUUCUAUUUUUAUGAUCUUAAUUAAAUCAGAAAAUUUGUUGUCGUCGUUUUAUCCUGGUCAAAAUUUGUUUACAGAAACUAAACAUCCUGCGAUUUUAACUUCAAAUGGUGCCGUUGUUACUUGUGUGAACAACUUAUUGAACACUCUUGUUUUUAGCCAUAUAAUAAAAGAAUAUUGACGAUAUUAAUUGUUUAUUCAGUCCGUACAGUAGCAUAUUUGUCUCGCCCUUUUUUCGUUUGUAUAUGGACGUCGACCGAGCCACGCAGUAAAUUUAUACCAGAGGCCGGUUGUAUAAAAUUCUUAAUCACUUUUUUAAUCACUAUUUUGUAGUUAAAUAGUGAUUAACUCUUAAAUAGGCGCUUCUUAUUGGAUGACAGUUGCAUUUAAUCAUAGUUAACUUUAAUCACUUUUUUAUACAACCGGCCCCUGGUUGUGCUCACAGGAAGACAAUUAUUUUUACCAGUCCUGUCUCAUCAUUUUGCAGUAAAGCAUUUUGAAAAUGUUUAGAAUCUUUUUGAAAUGCGCAUUUUAGAUCAAUUGUUUCAUCAACGGUAAUUAUUAACUUUUGAAAAAAAUAAUUUUGACAGAAUAUUCGUUUUCUCUUUCAGAUAAGAAUUCAUACGAUGCUUCCAUUUGGAAUCAUGGCAUUCUUCUGUUUGCAGUCUUCCAUCGUCGCCAUGCUCCUACCCGAGACAAACGGCCAGGCCACUCUGGAGACCAUCCAAGAUAUGGAACCGAAAUCAGUACCGACAUUGAAGGAAAUUGGAAAGGAUAAUUGCAUUGCGAAGGAAAAUUUUGAACUAGGUUAA
Paramuricea clavata is the source of this 3923-nucleotide messenger RNA. NCBI's taxonomy places the organism in Eukaryota, Metazoa, Cnidaria, Anthozoa, Malacalcyonacea, Plexauridae. The record is from the annotation of a GenBank genome assembly.